GCAGAGUGCAGCCUCACCAGGCACACUCACAUGCAUCUGCUGUCAUCAGCCUCUUCAACAGAACUGCUUCCAGCUCCAUCACUGACAUCAAGAGUUUUCAGACAAGGAUCCACAGACAACAGAGAAAAGAAGAGAUUCUUCCAAGUGGUGUUUUGGAGGCAAAGAGCAUCAGAAACAUGUCUUUUGAAGUGAAGGAGAAGACGGAGGUGCGUCUGGUGUUUCUGGGAGCAGCUGGAGUGGGGAAGACAGCCCUCAUCCAACGCUUCCUUGAAGACACUUUUGAACCCAAGCACCGGCGCACAGUGGAGGAGCUCCACAGGAAGGAGUACGAGGUGGCAGGUGUUAAAGUCACCAUCAACAUUAUGGACACCAGCGGCAGCUACUCCUUCCCUGCCAUGCGAAAGCUCUCCAUCCAGAGCAGCGAUGCCUUCGCCCUGGUCUACGCUGUGGAUGACCCCGAAUCCCUGGAGGCUGUCAAGAGUCUGCGAGAGGAGAUCCUGGAGGUCAAAGAGGACAAGUACACACCUAUUGUGGUGAUAGGCAACAAGAUAGACCGUCACAACGAGCGCCAGGUGUCCAGCAAGGACGUGCUGUCCACAGUGGAGCUGGACUGGAACCACAGCUUCAUGGAGUCCUCUGCCAAAGACAACGUCAACGUGCUGGAGGCUUUCAGAGAGCUGCUCCAGCAAGCCAACCUGCCCAGUCGGCUGAGCCCAGCGCUGUGCCGCAGACGGGAGACGUUCCCCAAGGAGAGCAACAAACGACCUCCUAUGAACAAGGCCAACAGCUGCAUCAUCUCAUAAGGACAAGAACGCCCAAAGAGACUGAGAAAGAACUGCCCAAAAGAGACUGAAAGGGCUUCGUUGGUGUGGAGCUACACACUGAGAGACAGUGUUACAUGUGUCAAGACUCUAACUAAACACUGAGUCAGUAAAUGUUGUGUACUCAUCAGGCUUGAGAGCAUUGCAUCUAUCGCCACAACACUGGGGGUGCAGAGAUGCCACAGUGAGAUGGACAUGUCACCAUGAAAACACCUUUAAGACGUGAAAGAAUGUGGUUGAACAACUGUGUGUAAAAAAAAAACGGCAGUGCACAGACACUGCUAACUGUGAAUGUCAGAAAUGAUGGUGUAAAAAUUGUGCAGCUUUGUGUAUCAUACGCUCAAUUUUCCUUCAAAUGUAUAUCAUGUUUAAGUUUUUGUGUUGCUGGUGUUAAAAGAGCAAAUAACUGUGAAGUGUUUACAUGAGAGAUUUAUGAAGUGAACAACAGAAGUGGGGUUUAUAUUUUUGAUAGCAACACAUUAAGCAUUAUGUUGUGAAUUGUUGUGCAGCCUGUCCUGCAUCUAAGACAAUAAAAAAAAAACACACACA
Molecule: messenger RNA, 1370 nt
Organism: Epinephelus moara (kelp grouper)
Lineage: Eukaryota; Metazoa; Chordata; Actinopteri; Perciformes; Serranidae
Gene: rasd4
Product: rasd family member 4
Exons: 1
Coding region: 177-803 (208 amino acids)
Molecular function (GO): GTP binding; GTPase activity
Source: RefSeq, a predicted model, not a curated record